Drosophila busckii is the source of this 2353-nucleotide messenger RNA. RefSeq lists its product as uncharacterized. The record is from RefSeq and is a predicted model, not a curated record. Lineage: Eukaryota; Metazoa; Arthropoda; Insecta; Diptera; Drosophilidae. The transcript is spliced from 7 exons. Bases 148 to 1446 code for a protein of 432 amino acids. Gene Ontology annotation, molecular function: protein binding.
UCAGUCGAGCAACGUAACUCGAACACAACGCACGCUCAGCAGCGCCCCACGCCGCGCCACAACUACAACAAAUUCCAAACCGGCAAAACGUUAAGCGUCAAAACGCGGCUCGUGCACGAACGCUUAUGUAAAGUGUAAUAUGGAAGCAUGUCUUCCACAGCCAGCUAUGUGCUAACGCUGUCAUCGUUCAAUUUAUUAUUUUUCACCCAAGUGCUAACGGUGCUUAGUAUCACCAUCAAGUACAACGAAUACGCAACGGACAAAGGCGGCAAUGUCAGCAUUCCGUGCAUAGCCCAGGGCAACAUAAUGUGGAUUAAGGAGCAUGGCAGUAAUAGCACUAUUAUACAGACGGGUCGUGUUCUGGUGCUGCGUAAUGUAAGCACUGCUGAUGGUGGCAUAUAUGUUUGCUUUGCAACGCUGCCACGCGCUGCUGCAACAACAACAACAACAACAGCAGCAACAAUAAUAACCACAGUGAUAGCAGCAACUACCUCAGCGCAGCAGGAGCAGCAGUUAGAGCAGCCUGAGCAAGUGUUGCAGCAGCCAGAGUUGAGCGAAGGCACGACGGCGGCGAAUCAGGCGGAGGAGCAGGAGCUGGCCUAUCAGGCAGUGCAGCGUGUUAAGCUAACGGUGCGCACUACGCCCGGUCCAGUCACGCAGCUGUACUUUAAGGCGUCGACCAUAUUGGGCUUUCUCAUUUGGCGCUUCAACAAGACGCAGUCGGGCGGCUAUCCGGUGCGCAGCUUUACGGCGGAAUUUCGCAACGUCUCGUACCGCACACCGCCGGCGAAUGCCAGCUACGAGCAUGCCUGGAUUCGCAUGGAUCCCAUUAACAUAGCACCCAAUGUGCGUCAAAUGGAAGUUUAUCGGCUGGCGCCCAACACGACAUAUGAGUUUCGCAUCUGGGCCAACAAUGAGCUGGGCAGCGGCGAGGUGGUGACCACCAAUGUGACAACAUUGCCGGAGACCAAGGAGGAGGAUCUCAUACGACUUAUAAAACCAGACUUAGAUAAUUUCGAUCCACGCAUUUGGAUAGUCGCCGUCAGCAUAGUGCUGGGAACACUUGUGAUAUUAGCCAUUGGACUAUGCAUUGUGCUCUCCAAAGAGUGCUACCAAUCAACGCAAAUGGAACUUCAAGAUGGUUGGGACAACAUUGAGCUUAUACCGAAUAUAAUCCUUAAUCCCGGUUUCAGUGAAUCCGACGAUCCCAAGAUCGAGCCAACAACCCAGGCCGCCUUCUCACGCACGAUCAUCUUUAGCCACACUGGACAGCAGCAGUUUGCCAAUCAGAAUCGCAAUCUCAAUCUCAGUCAUGGGCAUACGAUGCGCAAUGACGAUGACUAUGACGAUGAUGAGGAUGAGGACACUGACGUUGAGCCCACUAUGGAGAAGUUUAAGCGAAAAGUUUCGGUAUUCUUUACAGGUCCCACCAUCAAGCGUAUUUGAAAGUACAAAGCUCCAAACACAUACACACACAUAGAUACUCACUCUCACUCACACACAUACAAUGUUCAUUUGGGUUGUUGUGCACCAAGCAUUGAAUAUAUAUAUAUAUAUAUAUUUUGUUUAAGGUUAUGGUUUCAUUUGCCAUGAAACUCAUGUACUAGCUGCUAUUUAAGAUAUGCUUCGGAUAAGGUAAACGCUUUUACCAACUGAUACUAUUUUUGUAAGAAUUAAUUUCCAUGCGUUGCUCACAGAAAUCGAAUGCGAAUAGUAGUAGACAUGGCAGGCGGAGUUUAGUUAGAGGAAGCGACACGAAUUUCAAUAUGAUUUCAGAUAUGGUUGAACUUAUAUACAUAGUUAAUCUACUAUAACUAUAUUGUGCUACAAUUUUCAAUACUCUACGUAUGUGUGUUUUUUAUAUAAAGCCAAUGAAACAAAAAUCAUAAUAAUACUAAUAAUACUGACAAAUAUAUUGCUGUGAUAAAUAUUCAAUUGAAGGACAUUGUAAGGAUUUAUUAUAAAAAUAGCGAAAUCAAAUUGAGAGACAAGCCAGCCCAUAACAACAAAUUAUUUCAAACAAAUUGCUGAAAACUCAUGUAUUUUUUCUAGAUUUCAGUUCAAUAAGCCAGUCCAGUCCCCCUACCCCCCCCAAAGAGAAAAAUAAUCAAAGCAAAAAUAUACCAAUACUAACUACAAGAAAAUAAAACUAGUUUUGAAACGUUGCUUAGCGCUCUUGAAUUUAUUACAAAUAAAAUAAAACACACACAACAUGUUGAAUUGCUUAAAAAUUAAAACCAAAAAAACAAAAACUGUGAAUAUUUUGUAACUAAGCAACUAUUUUGCACUGUAGCGCGCACCAAAUGAAAAACGAUAACGUAUAAUUUAUAACAUAGAAAAACAAAAAACUGAU